AUGGCAGUGGCUAAAAGUGGCUCGAUCAUUAUUGUCGGCGCAGGUGUAUUUGGCCUCUCGACAGCGCUGGAGCUUAAAAAGAGAGGAUACAGCGACAUCACCGUUCUGGACCGAUUUGUGCCUCCUGCAGCUGAUGGAAGCAGCGUCGACAUAUCACGCAUUAUUCGCAGUGAUUAUGCGGACCCAAUUUAUUCCAAAAUGGCCCGCGAGGCCCUUGAUGGAUGGAGGACCGAGUACCAAGACCAAUACUACGAAUCUGGCUUUGCGCUGCUCUCGGAAACACCCAAUAAUGCCUGGAUCGAAAAGUCAAAGGCAGUAAUCAAAGCCUCGGGUGGUCACAUCGAUGAACUUGCUGACGCGAGUGAGUUGCGAAAGUUCUAUCCGAACGUACAAUCCAAUUUGUCCGGCUUGAAUGGAUACCAUAAUCCCUUAGGCGGCUGGGCCGAUGCAGCGGGCGGUAUCCAGAAACUGGCUUCGCGGUGUAGUGUGGCUGGGAUAUCUUUCAUUACCGGGCCUCGGGGAACUGUGGCUUCUCUCCGCAAGGAAGAAUCCCGUGUCGUGGGAGUCAAUCUUGUCGGAGGGCAGUAUCUACUUGCCUCACAAGUAAUUGUAAGCACAGGAGCUUGGACAAACCGCCUGCUGGAUAUUGAUCACGCUGCAUCUUCAUCUGGGCAGCCAGUUGGCUUUAUACGACUUACUCCGGAGGAAGCUCGGUCCUUGGAUUCGACCCCGGUCAUGAUCAACAUGAGCACUGGCGUGUUCUGCUUUCCACCGACGCCAGGAACCAAUAUCCUCAAGCUCGCGCGCCAUGGAUACGGUUUCGCGAAUGAAGUCACGCUUGAGCGUGAUGGCAAGCCAGAGUUGGUCUCGUCGCCAAAAUUUGAGAGCAGCAAUGCGGAGUCUGGCUAUCUUCCAAAUGAUGCGGAGGAGUCUCUACGACAAGGGCUGCGCCAGUUUUUCCCUAAAUUCGCGGACCGCCCAUGGAUAAACCGCCGUCUCUGCUGGUAUACUGACACCCCGAAAGGCGACUUCAUCAUCGACUGCCACCCAACCUUGCAAGGGUUGUUUGUGGCGACGGGUGGUGCAGGACAUGCGUACAAAUUUCUUCCGGUAUUGGGCAAGUAUAUCGCAGAUUGCUUCGAGAAUAAGGCUCCAGAGGAAUUGCGCCAGAAAUGGAGGCUACUUCCUCUACAGGGUCCGAAAGGAAAGGGCAUGGCGGGUGAUGGAAGCAGAGCCGGGCCUCCUCUCCGGAAGCUUACUCCGUUGGAGCAGGCUAAGCUGUGA
Molecule: messenger RNA, 1284 nt
Organism: Penicillium lagena
Lineage: Eukaryota; Fungi; Ascomycota; Eurotiomycetes; Eurotiales; Aspergillaceae
Product: NAD(P)/FAD-dependent oxidoreductase
Exons: 2
Coding region: 1-1284 (427 amino acids)
Molecular function (GO): sarcosine oxidase activity; flavin adenine dinucleotide binding; L-pipecolate oxidase activity
Source: RefSeq, a predicted model, not a curated record